Sardina pilchardus (European sardine) is the source of this 9121-nucleotide messenger RNA. RefSeq names its product helicase with zinc finger domain 2-like. The record is from RefSeq and is a predicted model, not a curated record. The transcript is spliced from 18 exons. NCBI's taxonomy places the organism in Eukaryota, Metazoa, Chordata, Actinopteri, Clupeiformes, Clupeidae. Gene Ontology annotation, molecular function: RNA binding; ATP hydrolysis activity; 5'-3' DNA helicase activity. The coding region runs from base 72 to 7148 and encodes 2358 amino acids.
AGCAUGUUGAUGAGGUUGACAUCACACAUGAUGAAGAUCUCUAUUUGGAGUGUCAAGAAGUAGGCACAGAGAUGAAAUGGACUUUCCAGAUCAAAACAGAGAGAUUGCUAUCUCAUGUGGCCUUGCUGAAGAACGAACCAGGAGCCAUAUUUAAUCUUGGUGACAGCUCUCACAAUAUGGCAUGUACAUAUUCUGUAGGAAACACUUUUGUGAAGUCUGGACUAUGUUAUGAAGUUACUGUCACCUUUACAUCUUCCCUCCCUGGUCUGUUCGAGCAGUGGCUGGUGUUUGACUUUGACAUAAGACCAGUGCUUUUGCAGAAGCUAAAGGUACGAGUAGGGCAAUCUCUUUUGGAACCUGAGGGGGCGUUUGAGACUUUUGUGCCCAUUUUGGAGCGAUGGCACAAAGGAAACCGAGUCAUCAACCCUUACAUCCCCCACUUACUAUCCAAAACUCAAGACGGGCUCCUGAAGACAUAUGAGCUCCCUCAGAAAAAGCAUGGGGCCAGCAAAUCAGCUGAUGACAUAACCACAAUCAGUCGUCAGAACUACAAGGAAAGAAUGCACCAUUUUCUGUUUGAGGAAGAACGUGUUGAAGCAGAAAUUGUUAGCAGGCUAGAUUUCCGGGGAAUCAUGAAAUUAUCAAACAACUUGGCAAGUCCUUACGAAGGGACAGGUUUCUUUGCCCUUCCUGGAGAGCUUUUUGGCACUUUGGCUUUCUCCUUCACGACAACACAAGGUGCUCCAGAGGGGUUCUUGCUGAAACGAGAGGUGGAAUCUGUUCUUGUUGGUGAGCUCACUUCCUGUGAUCCAAAUCAAAAAGUCUAUGAGGCUGCCAUCAUCAGAGAUAUUGCCAGUGAAAAAGAAAUACACCUGCAGCUGUCGAGAAAUUGCUGUUCAGACUUGGGCCUUCGAAAGGAUCAGGAAUGUGACAUGGAGGUCCAGUUCCAGCUGAAUCGUGUCUCAUUCUGUGAGAUGCACAAGGCCAUUGAUCUCCUCCCACGUUUGGAUAACGUGCUCCCAGAUUUCACAAACAGCUGUGUUCCUUCACAUUCAACAAAAUAUCCAGAGCUCAAUGCAAAUCAGCAGGCUGCCAUGGAGUUCAUCCUUGGUGACCUCGAUGGGAAAAAUGGUGUCGCUCCGCUGCUGAUAUAUGGGCCCUUUGGAACCGGAAAAACAUUCACAUUGGCCUCAGCUGCAAAAGAGGUAGUCUGCCAGACUGGUGGCCGUGUUCUUAUCUGCACACACACAAACAGCUCUGCAGACAUAUAUGUCCGUCGCCACUUCCAUCAGCACUCCGAAGCUGGGUGUCAUGAAGUCAAACCACUUAGAAUUAAAAAAACAAAGACAACGACUGCCGUUAGAGCCACAGAUCCGAUAACACGGAAGUACUGUCUUUUGUCUCCAGAUGGCCAAGUGUUCAUUUUUCCAAGGAAACAUGACUUAGACUCACACCGUAUUGUGAUAAUAACGACCUCAUGGGCAAAGAACCUCUAUGAUCUGAAGCUCCCUGAAAACUACUUCAGCCACAUCAUGAUUGACGAGGCCUCUCAGAUGCUGGAGUGUGAAGCCCUGAUGGCUCUUGGCCUGGCAGGCCCCAAGACUCGAAUCGUUUUGGCUGGAGAUCACAUGCAGAUGGGACCCAAGCUCUUCUCUGUGGAGGAUGACAAGCGCUCAGACCACACACUACUCAAUCGCCUCUUCUACCACUACCAGUCCGAAAGGAAAAAUGUUGCCUUGGAGAGCAGAAUCAUUUUUAACGAAAACUACCGUUCCAAUAAAGAGAUUGUGAAUUUUGUUUCCACCCACUUCUACACUGGCAAGAGAAAUACCAUCAAGGCAUGUGGAAAUGUACCUGCUCAUCCCAAACACUAUCCACUCAGGUUCCAUCAUGUUAGAGGGGAAUGGCAUUUACACCCAAGGAGCCAGUCUUUUUACAAUUUGGAAGAGGCUGAGAGAGUUGUAAACAUUGUUGGAGAACUUCUUGAUGACUGGCCAGCAAAGGAGUGGGGUCCACAAAAAGCAGAAGACAUCUGUGUUCUAUCGGAGGGUCACCAGGUUCAAGUCGUGAGAGAAAAACUUAGGAGAAAACGGCUUGGAGUAUUAGUGCAAAACUUAGCCAAUGUUCAAGGUAAGCAGUUCAGGGUGAUAGUGAUGACUGCAGUUCAGACACGAGAUCAAUUGCUACAGUCAAAUACCAGUUGUCUGGAGUUCUUCAAUGAUGCCCGUGUCUUGAACACGGCCAUGACCAGAGCACAGUCUGAGGUAAUAGUAGUGGGAGAUGCUGCAGCUCUCUGCUUCUUUGGGAAAUGCGCCAAAACAUGGAAAUGCUACAUAGAGCAUUGUAUCAGGAAAGGGAGUUCCCAACCUGACCACUUCACAGAGGAAUUUCUGAGGAAGGAAGUGGAGGAAAUUUCAAGAUUCCAGAAAGCAGAAUGUAAUGUUGAUGCAGAAGACACUCCAUUGGUUGAAAAGGAUCAGAUGGAUCUGAUAUUGCAACAAAUGAUCAAUGACUAUGCAGAUGAAAACAGUGACCAAUCAGAUUCAGAGAGCAAGACACAGACUAACUGUCCAUCUCAAGAAAGCACAAGGAGAUUGUCUAAGAAUACACAUGUAUACAAAGGACGAUCUGAAGAUCCCUUUGAUGAUGAGUCUGAUAUGGGCAGAGGCAUAGGCCAUACUACAUUGCUUCCGAAAUCUGAAAAGGGUAGACCUAUUGUAGGUGAGUCCUUUCUCUGCUUUCUUGAAGAUGACUUCCAGCACAGAGAGCACAAAAAGGAGAGUAAGUUCAUUCAGAAAGAGAUGGUGUCCAUCAACAAAGAUGCACAAAAAAUUCGUGUGCUAAUACUGAAGCGCUCUAAAUGUUGGAUGCCGGUUUGGAAGCAUGAGGAUGGAGACUGGAAUAUCAUAAGGUCUGUACACAUUGAUGAGCAGCUGAGGCAGAAACAUUUGUUCAUUGUGCAGGUGAUUUGCUGGAAAGAUCACUGCCACUUUCCACUAGGGAAUGUGAUUGAUGUUCUUCUCAUUGGGACGACUGUAGAUGAGGGCAUAAGGGUCUUGAAUGUAAAGUUCAAACUAGACCAGUUGCAUCCUAGUGAUUUCACCAUUGCUGAUGUGGACCCAAGAAAUACAAAGGACUUAACGGGAUCAUUCACUUUUACUAUUGAUCCGGUUAAGGCUAGACACCUAGAUGAUGCAAUAAGUGUCUGUGAAAAUGAAAAAGGUCAUUAUGAAAUUGGAGUUCACAUAGUUGAUGUUGCAAAUGCUUUAAGAAAGGGUGAUGUGCUUGAUAGAAGUGCUGAGGAGAAGGGAGUCACAUACUAUCGCACAAGGGGAAAAAAGCCAGAAUUCAUGUUCCCAGACGAGGUCAGCAUGGAAAAAUGGAGUCUUUUACCAGGUGAAGAACGAAGAGUUAUUUCAUUAAUCACUGAAGUGGAUAAAGAAACUGGUUCAAUUAUUGACAAGAAAUGGCAGUUCUCCCUGAUAAAUUCGAAUGAGAAGCUGUCCUAUGAAAAAGUGGAAAAUAUUCUCAGCAACAUAUCAGAGAAUGGGGAAUGGAGAGCAGGGAAUGAUCAGUUAAAGAGAGUGAAAGACUGCAUUCAAGUGGCAUACCGAUUUUCUCAGAUUUGCAGGAAGGACAGACUUCAGAGGGACUGGUUAUAUUCCCAACCACGCAAAUAUCAGACUCCAGGGAGAAGGAGAGCCCACCUCAUGGUAGAAGAGCUUAGCAUAAUGUUUAAUCAUGAAAUGUCCAGAUAUUUGAUUAACAACAAUGAAACCAAGUCUUGCUGUCCCCUGAGACGCCAGAAACCUCCGGAUGUCGAGGAGGUAACAAAACUUAAAGAGAGAUACAUGGAUCUGAUACCGAUGUCAGCACAUUUGAAACAUCACUGUGGUGUUGAGGAACAGGAUGUAGGAGAUGGAGCUUUCACUGUUUUGUCAUCUAUCUGGAGUAAUAUAAAAGAAGCUGCCGAAGGAGGCCAAUAUGACAUCUUGGCUGACUUAAUUGGAGCUGAUGACUGUUAUCCACAACUUCUGCCUGUAAUUUCAAAAUUAAGAGGUAUUCAGGAUAAAGCCAAUUUCAUUCGCUCCAACUCUUGUGACGAAGCUAAUGUCAGCCAUUAUUCACUUAUGGUUGAUACAUACACGAAGGCGUCUUCACCCAUUAGGCGCUAUAUCGACAUUGUUUUGCAGAGGCUCUUCCAUUCAGCUUAUUUUCACAGCUGUGUUGAAUAUUCUGAAUUAGAUAUUGACAAAUUGUGUAAACAGUCUGAGAAAAACAACCAAAAGGCCAAGGAGUAUGAAAAACAGGUUGAGAUCUUAAGUCUCUCCAUCAGCCUUAGAGAGAAAAGCUCUUCCAAACUGGCUUGUGUGGUGUUUGUAAACGAACAUAAAGAUCAUUUUAUGGUGUCUUUCCUACAUAACAAUGGUUCGCUGCCUGAAAAGCUGUCUUUACUGUAUAGAGACCUGCUAUUGGACAACCAACCGAAGUUUGAUCAAGAUGGAGUAAAACUAAAGUGGAGGAGACGAGUGUACACAUUACACAGUGCAAGGGUGCGGGCAGAACUGAGAGAACUGGAAGAAGGCAACCCAUGCAUCAAGGUCCCACGGAGGACAUGGCAUGACAUUGUAACGGCAGUUCAAAGGAAGGACUGGGCUAAGGCAACCUCUCGCAUCACAGCAUAUGAAAAAAGGAGGGUGGAGAAGUCUGAGGAAUCAGAAAGUGAAUCUGGUGAUGAAAUUCUGCCUGAAGAUGGGAACUUAGAUCUUGGAAUUCUGGAGCCUCAACAUGAUGCAUGGCAGGAUGAGCACUACACUGUGCAUUCCCUUCAUUUGGAACAUGGCAAAACACUAAAAGUACAGCUAACAGCAGUGACAGCGACUCACAAGGGUUCUUGGAUCCCCAGACCUCAGCUCCUGUAUGUUAAGCCGAACUUUGUGGUUUGUGUCGAGCAUGCUCAUCAGCCUACAGAUUGUUUCGCCAAACAGGCUGAAUGUUACACCAAGAAUUCCUUUAAAGACGUUGAGGAAUAUGUAAGGAUCUGGAAACCACUGUGUAAGAUGGUGUCUGCUAGCAGUGCAGUAGGGGAUGGUGACAGCAUAACCAUUGAAGAUGUUCAUAUAGCAUGGAAACAAACAGAAAGAGGCUAUUUAACUGAAGGGAGCUUCUCUUUACCCAUGGAGUUCCUCCAAACCAAAAGAAUUGAGUGUGACCUGGCCCAGUGUUACCUAUGCAUUAAGAAAAAGAAUCUGAGGUUUAAAACUGGACCGUUAGAUGACUACAGUGAUCCUUCCACUUCAUUUACUUGGGUGGUCCAUGGAGUGGUGACCAGAUGUGAAAGAAGUGGGAAGAAAUCCCGGAAUCAAUCAAAGACUGUAAAAUUCUACAUCAACAACAGAUCAAUGGAACACGUUCCAUAUGAAGUCCUCAGACUGGAUUCAGACUUCUCAAUUGAACUUAUCCCCAAGCUUCCUCCGGAUGUACGGACAGAAAAUGCUAUUAACAACAUUGUGAAGGCAAAUGAUCUUGUCCAGAAAAUUGCACUUGGAUGGUCUAUCAAAGACGACUCUGAGCCCAUACCAAAGUUCCGAAUCCUGAAACAAAUGGAAGAACACAUUCUGAAAUCACUUCCUGAUCUGAAUGAUAGUCAGCAAAGUGCUGUAGUGCAUGCUGUCAACAACAAAUUCACUUUAAUACAAGGUCCACCAGGUACUGGGAAGACUGUUGUUGGAGCCUACAUAGCAUAUUUAUUCUGUAAACGUCUGGCAGUGAUUGAUCCUGAAGACAAGAAAGAAGUUGUUCUCUACUGCGGUCCAUCCCAUAAGUCAGUUGAUGUUGUCGCUGAGUACCUUCUGAAAUUUGAAGACAGCCUGAACCCUUUAAGGGUGUACAGCAAACAGACAGAGAUGGAGGAAUUCCCCUACCCAGGAAGCACCCUGCAACUGUCACGGAAAUCAUGCCCAGAAAAAUCAAGCCCACAGCUCAGGAACAUUACUCUGCAUUAUCGAAUUCGGGACAAUGAAAACCCUUUCUCAAAGAAAAUAAAGGCCUUUGAUGAGAGAAUCAAAACCGGUGAAAUUUCUGAACCAUUAACAGAAGCUAAAGAAAAGGAAAUAGAAGACUACAAAGAACUGCUCAAUAAAGCAAGGGAGUAUGAGCUAAAGAGACACAACGUUAUCCUCUGCACCUGCACAGCAGCGUCCUCUGCAAGCCUCACAAAGUUCAUCAGCGCCAAGAUGAUCCUGAUUGAUGAAUGCGCCAUGGCAACAGAGCCGCAAGCUCUGGUUCCACUGGUCAGCUACUACCCCCAGAAGAUUGUAUUACUGGGUGACCACAAACAAUUGCGACCCAUUGUGAAAAAUGAAAGGGCAAAGAGGAUGGGCAUGUCAAGGUCUCUCUUUGAGCGCUGUAUAACCUCCCAUACAUAUAAAAAGGAAGCUUGUACACUCAACACCCAGUACAGAAUGCAUGAAGAUAUUUGUAAGUUCCCAUCAAGAGCUUACUAUGAAGACAAACUGAAAACAGCUGCCAAAAACUCAAGGAGUGUCCUACAGAUAAAAAGGCCUGGUGUGACACGACCAACUCGGACAGUCUUUGUGGACAUUAAGGGGAAAGAGAUCAGUCAGUUUGUUUCCACAAAAAAAGGAAAUGAAAAAUCUGUUAGAAACUGUGAGGAGAGCAUCGAAGCCACACAAAUAGCUGCCUCGUUGGUUAAAAAGGGUCACAUCAAUCAGGAAGACAUUGCUAUCCUGUCUCCGUACAAUGCUCAAGUGUCCGAUAUUAAAAGACGGCUGAAUGAAGAGAAGCUUACUCAAAUCACCGUCUGCACUAUCACAAAAAGCCAAGGCAGUGAGUGGCCCUAUGUGAUAAUGUCUGUGGUGCGUUCAAGCCCCAGCCCCAUUACAGAGGCAAACACAAGGGAGUGGCGAUCUAAGCAUAUAGGCUUUGUGGGGGACGCAAACCAGAUCAAUGUGGGCAUCACCAGGGCUAAAGAUGGCCUCUGCAUUUUAGGUAAUCAAGAAUUGUUGACACGCAGUAAAGCUUGGGAACAACUUCUGAAAUUUUACACAGAGAACAACUGUGUUGCUAAGGAGGUUGAUGUCAAACGGCCUACAACUUCUAGCUGCUCCUCUGUGACACAAGCAUGAAGAGAGUUCAAUGUUUUUCCCUCUGCAUAGGGGGAGCCUUCAAGGUGGUGGGUGAGUGUUGGAUUUACUGUAGGACAGGCUGCCUCAGAGAUGGUUUUAGAUGUACUGUACAGUUUAACAAACAUCAACAUAAAUAAUCAUAUAAAUGACAAUUGUACAAAUACAUAAAAAGUUAAAUUGCGUUUUGACCUCCAACCAGGGCCUGCAAGUAAGAAUGAGCUAGAAUAUAUGAUGGGCUAAAUUAAAGGUAGGGUAUAGAAUUUGCCUUUUUUUUCAAAAUCAUUUGAAAUCCUAUUCCUAACCCACUUACAGAGUUGGCUGUAAGUAUGGACAUUUCAGUGCUCCGACCGACCCUUUCGUUCGGCAAUCCUUCGAACCUUCGAACAUUACAUUUUACCGUGACUCGAAGUGUAUUGUUAACCGCUUGGAGCUACAGUGGAAUAGGCGAACCAACGGGCCAGCACUAAACUCGGAUAUUUCAGGAGGUAAAAGAACCAAACCAGAUUCUGUUCAAAUAUACACACCUAUGGCUACUGAAAAAUGUAUGGUUAAUUUAUCAAAUAUUAAUUUGGUGUAUUAAAAAGCAUUGUUGUUUUAGAAUUUCCAAACGAAAGGGCGGGUAGCCUAAUUGGUGCUUUACGAUAAUGUAUAAAAUCAUCUACCUUGUUGUCUGAUUUGUGGAACUAUUACCUACAAGCCUUUGGAGGUGAAUAAAGAAAGUAAAUCUAGUUAGCUAAGUAACCUGCUUGGGGAAGUUGAUAUGAGCGAUUAUAUGGAGACUAGAGCUCAUACUGUAAGCGCUGUACAGACGCCAGGGCUGGCAUUUCAUUUUGUACAGCUCCAGAGUGCCUAGCCUGGCUCGCUCUCGCGCAUCUGAAUUCUCGCUCUGCGUGAAUGCGCGUCCAUGGAGGGAGGGACUUGAGUGUAUUUUCAAAAUCUGCCGGCUGUUUUGGGAAUUCCAUACCCAACCUUUAAGGGUUUUUUUUCUUUUUUUUUUAUCAGCAAGUUAUGUUUUGUAAUUUUUAGAACAUUGUAUACAACUGAUUGUUUUUCUUGUCUUUAUUUCUAAAAGGUCUUAUUACAAUGAAGUUUCUGUAUAGGCUAUCAUAACAUGAAAGAGACAUACAAUUCCUUAUUCUCAGCUGUGGCUUUAAAGGUAAACUAUGCAAUGUUUUUCAGUUAAUAAAUUCGUUCCAUACUGUUAUAUAUGAUUAAAUGAGACAUUACCAGUCGAACAAUGUUUUUUUUCGCCCGCCCUAGUGGUCUGUAGCGGUAGAACCACGCUUGCAAUUUCAGGAGCCCUCGGGCACGCACCCAUGCUCUACUCCAGGAAGUGUCAUGUAAAGUCUCAUGAAAAGGCACUGCAGACUGACCGAUUGAGGAGUUUUGUAAAAUAUACACGCUAAAGCUGUAGGGGAAGCUCUGCAGAGAAAUAUGCAAGCAUAAAACGAGCGAAAACGAAAACCGAAAGCGAAACCGGCGAUGAAAUCGCCAAAUCCUGCAUAGUUUUCCUUUAAAUGCAAUUUUACAUCUUUGCUGCUAGUGUCCACUUGUAUGGACAGUUGAAUGACUUUUAAAUAAAAUUGAAUUAUGUGAAAUUUGUAGGUCUCUUUUGAGUAAUCACAAUCUUUAAAAUAUUAUCUAAAUAAUUAUUUUAAUUUUUUUUGUUUAAGCAAUAACCCACUCCGCUUCUCGUCGUGCCUAACAACGCCUUAGCUGUUCGAUUAUACAGUAUAACGCACGGCCUCUCGGGGCUUAUCGCUUAAACAAAAAAACCACUGCAUUUAGAAUGUUUGUCACAAACAUUUAUAUAUUUGUAUCAUAUUUGUAUUAAAUAUAUUUGUAUAGACAAAGGGUAUAUUGUGCUUUUGUUUUAUUUGUCUAUUGUGUGUUUCCCUGUGUAUCCUCAUUCUGUAAGUCGCUUUGAAAAAAAAUGUGAACUCAACAUUAAGAAUCAACAACAAUCACAAUAA